Molecule: messenger RNA, 750 nt
Organism: Cyanidioschyzon merolae strain 10D
Lineage: Eukaryota; Rhodophyta; Bangiophyceae; Cyanidiales; Cyanidiaceae
Product: probable tRNA methyltransferase Trm7
Exons: 1
Coding region: 1-750 (249 amino acids)
Biological process (GO): cytoplasmic translation; tRNA methylation
Cellular component (GO): cytoplasm
Molecular function (GO): tRNA methyltransferase activity
Source: RefSeq, a predicted model, not a curated record
AUGACGAGAAGUAAGGAUAAGCGGGAUGUUUACUACCGAAAAGCAAAAGAGGAAGGCUUCCGGGCUCGUUCCGCUUUCAAGCUACUUCAGCUGGACGAUGAGUUUGGGAUUUUUACCGGUGUUCGCACCGUUGCUGAUCUUUGUGCAGCCCCUGGAAGUUGGUCGCAGGUUGUAAGUCAGAAGCUCCGUCUGCCAGAGAGCGCUUCGGAGGGAAACUGUGCCGUUGCUGUUGAUCUGCAGGACAUAGCUCCCAUUCCAGGAGUCUGUACCCUGCAAGGAGACAUCACUCAGGAAGAUACGCUGGAGCGUGUUCGUUGCGCACUCGGUGGUCGCAGAGCUGAUCUGGUACUUAGCGACGGUGCCCCUGACGUUACAGGUCUGCACGAUCUUGACGAAUACGUGCAGUGCGAACUUGUUCAAGCUGCUCUCCGUUUCUGCGUAGCCAUGCUUGCGGAAGGCGGUAAGUUCGUCGCAAAAAUAUUUCGCGGCUAUGAGUCGGCGCUUCUCUAUGCUCGUAUACGUCCCUAUUUUCGGGAACUGUAUAUCGCAAAACCCCGUUCGAGCCGUAAUUCAAGCCUUGAGAGUUUCAUCGUGUGUAGAGGUUUCACAGUAGGGCGUUCGUACGCGAGCUCUCGAGAAGAGCUAACUGCGAUACCUGCUUUCGUUCCUUGCGGCGACCACGAGUCUGAGGAUCCCGACAUGGCAUAUGACCUGACAUUGAAUCCAUCCGUUCACCAGGAUAUGCACUGA